This is a messenger RNA of Lutra lutra (Eurasian river otter), 2347 nucleotides long. RefSeq names its product aminomethyltransferase (gene AMT). The coding region runs from base 366 to 1577 and encodes 403 amino acids. Gene Ontology annotation, molecular function: protein binding; aminomethyltransferase activity. The record is from RefSeq and is a predicted model, not a curated record. The transcript is spliced from 9 exons. Gene Ontology annotation, cellular component: mitochondrion. NCBI's taxonomy places the organism in Eukaryota, Metazoa, Chordata, Mammalia, Carnivora, Mustelidae. Gene Ontology annotation, biological process: glycine catabolic process.
CCUGAAUAUGCAAUUCAGGCCUUUUGGCCCUUGAUAGAACUUUGACCUUUUGGAGGCAGGGUUGUCCGCAAGGGGAGGCCUAGCCCCCAGCUCUGUCUCUGAGCAGCUUAACUGGUUUGGACAGCCUAAUCGGCCCUGGAAGAUCAACUAGAAGCGCCUGGGGCUCUUUCCCUACAGCUUUGAGUCCCUGCGCACUGCCCUAAAGCCCCGCCUGCCCUUGGGGCGGCCUGCCUUUGGGGCUGCCCGCCCCUUCUGAUCCCCUUUGUGGGAGAGAGACCUGUCCAAGCAGAGCUGGGACUACAUCUCCCAGCGUGCCUGGCAGCGUGGUGGCCUCUGUGUGCCGGCCGCACCAGUUGCGGGCAACAAUGCAGCGGGCAGUGAGCAUGGUGGCCCGUCUGGGCUUGCGGCUGCAGGCGCUCCCAUCGGCCCUGGGCCGUCCGUUCAGUUGCGCACAGGACAUACUCCGCAGGACACCACUCUAUGACUUCCACCUGGCUCAUGGCGGGAAGAUGGUGGCAUUUGCAGGCUGGAGUCUGCCUGUGCAAUACCGGGACAGUCACGUUGACUCACACCUGCACACACGCCGGCAUUGCUCGCUCUUUGAUGUGUCCCACAUGCUGCAGACCAAGAUACUUGGUUGUGACCGAGUGAAGCUAAUGGAGAGUCUAGUGGUUGGAGAUAUUGCAGAGUUAAAGCCAAACCAGGGGACACUGUCGCUGUUUACCAAUGAGGCUGGAGGCAUUUUAGAUGACUUGAUUGUGACCAGCACCUCUGAGGGCUAUCUGUAUGUGGUGUCCAACGCUGGCUGCUGGGACAAGGACUUGGCUCUCAUGCAGGACAAGGUCAGGGAGUUUCAGAACGUGGGCAGGGACGUAAGCCUGGAGGUGGUGGAGAAUGCCUUACUAGCCCUGCAAGGCCCCACAGCGGCGCAGGUGUUGCAGGCCGGCAUAGCAGAGGACCUGAGGAAAUUGCCCUUCAUGACCAGUGCUGUGAUGGAGGUGUUUGGUGUGUCCGACUGCCGUGUAACCCGCUGCGGCUACACAGGAGAGGAUGGUGUGGAGAUCUCGGUGCCGGCAGUGGCGGCAGUCCGCCUGGCAACAGCUCUGCUGGAAAACCCAGAGGUGAAGCUGGCGGGACUGGCGGCCCGGGACAGCCUGCGCCUGGAGGCAGGCCUCUGCCUGUAUGGGAAUGACAUCGAUGACCACACCACGCCUGUGGAAGGCAGCCUCAGCUGGACAUUGGGGAAGCGCCGCCGAGCCACCAUGGACUUCCCUGGAGCCUCGGUCAUUGUUGCUCAGCUGAAGGGCAAGGUGCAGAGGAGACGUGUGGGGUUAAUGUGCGAGGGGGCACCAAUGCGGGCGCACAGCCCCAUCCUGAAUACGGAGGGCACUGUGAUUGGUACUGUGACCAGUGGCUGCCCCUCUCCCUGCCUGAAGAAGAAUGUGGCCAUGGGUUAUGUGCCCAGUGAGUAUAGCCGGCCAGGGACCCCGUUGCUGGUAGAGGUGCGGCGGAAGCAGCAAGUGGCCGUGGUCAGCAAGAUGCCCUUUGUGACCACAAAUUACUAUACCCUCAAGUGAAAGUGGCUUGGGGCAGGGCCUCUCCCAUCUAGGAGCCUGGACCUGGAGGACAUUCUGUAAGGGUUAGUCACAAAACUGAGGCUGAAUACACUGGGACGGAGGUUGAUUCUGGUUGUCUGGUUGAGGGGGGCCCAUCCCACCAAUCCUACCCCCUCAUGUGCCUCUCCAACUUCGAGACCCCAUUUCUGAGCAAGGGACCAGCUCAUGCAAUGUUAGCCUGUGCCCCCACCGACCCCAUUCUUGUCUGCCUCCCAGAGGGUUACGAGAAGCUUUCUGGCAUCUCUCCCUUCCACUCUGCCAGGUGCUGGCUGUGGAGCAGAGGCUGACAUUUAGGGAGGGGAUAGAGCCUGCCCAGCCUACCUCACCAUGGUUUCUCACGCUGCAGAGGGGUUAUUACAUUGGGUAGUGCCAGCCAUCUUCUUCAGUUUACUUUCCAUGAAUGCAAACCGCUGCCUCACCCUGGGUAGGAAUGAUUCCUGACUCACUGAGGGUUGGCCCUGUAGGGCUGCUGUGCCUGUGUAAACUCGGGGACAGCUGAGGAGGCACAGACUCACUCUUCCACAUUCCCGAGUUAGCCCAGCCUGCUGCCCAGUAGCAAACCAUGCCGGGCUCACCACCUGUCCUGAGCCCCAGGGCUGUUGUAGGACAGGCAGGGCCUCCUCCUAGACUUGACUUACCCUGGCUGACCUUUGCCCCCGGGGCCCAUUCUGGACUCUGCUGACUUCUAAAAAAAAAAAUAAAACAAAAACAACACAUUAAAUGAGCUUCCU